GCAGCUUUUGUGUACCUUGCCAUCACCAUGAACCUCUUUGGUGAAUCCCUGUACCAGAAACGGGGUGGCAAAGGGCAGGUGAAGGACUGGGCUGUGGUCGAGAGUGGCAAGUUGAAACUGCUUGCGCAACAUGUGGUCAAUUUGACCUAUCGCACACUGAAUGCCAGGUCUCCAAAGGUUCAGGUGCUCAAGCAAGUGGUUGCCUUGCACCGUGGAUUGGUAGCUCCUGGGCUGGAAGGGGCCCCUGAUGCUGAUGUGGCACCAAGUGGCCUGGUGUCUUCCAACUCGACGGAUUCUUUGGGACUUGAAGAUGUUGAGAAUGAGGAUCCAUUUGAGAAAACACCUUACAAGACGCCCCAGCCUCCACCCUUUGGGCCUGAUUCCGAUGAUGAGGCUGAUGAAAAGGCAAAAACAUCCCCUGAUGAGCAGCUUGAUGGUGUCAGAACUGGUGCCCAGAAAAUGCCUGAUGCCGAGGCAUUGGACGCUAAGCUGGUGGGGGUCAAAGAAGAGUUCCACAAGCUUCUUGGGGAGUGGUGCCAGAAAGAGCUGGGACGUUCUGUGACUGAUGUGGAGCAGUUGGUUUUGAACAACCCGGUGCAUAUGUUUUGCAACUUCCAUGCCUACUACUUGGCAAAUCGAAAGGCGGAGGCUGAGCUGGAGAUGGAGAAACAAAGGAAAUUGUCUGAGAAAAAAGAUGCCAAAGAACAGAAGUUGAGAGCCCAAGAAGAAAAAAAGAAACAAAAAGCAGCAGACAAACAAGCCAAAGAGGAAGCAAAACGUAUUGAGAAGGAAGAAAAAAAGGCAGCAAAGGCAGCGGAAAAAGCAGCAGCCAAAGCAGCUGCAACGAACAAGAAAAAAACAGUUUCUGUAGAAGACAAGAAGAUGGAAAAUCAGGGUGGGGGUGCUUCUGCUGAUGCCAUGCCUAGCCCAGAUUCCCCUGCCCCAGGCACACCGAAACGAGGUGCCCGUCUCAUUGCUGCCACCCCGCGACAGAAGGAAAUGGUCAAAAGGCGAAGGCUCAGGGUUGCUGCUGCAGACCAAGGGAUUGCGGCUGGCAGCAAGGAGAGUAGCAAGGAAGAGGGGGAGGGUGUGGAUGCAAAGAAAAAUGCACUGCAGCAAAAGGUGGCAGAAGCAUACCAGCAGUUGAAAGCAGUACAUGAAAUUGCUGCAGACAUCGACUACUUUCCUGCCCUGGAAGAUGGAACACCUUCUUUCAAGAGUUUCACAGUACGUCCCUAUGGGGGUGGGGAAGGCACAAGCAUUGGGUGCAUGCUUUACCGCUGCUCGUUCUAUGUUUACAAGGCAAAGUUCCCUGAGGGCUUGCAUGAAAUCUUGCAGAGCAAGGGGGUGACCACAAAAGUAGUUGCUGAUUCGCAGAAGGGUUGCAGCUUGGGGUGGACACGGUUCAAAAGCAUCAAGCAAGCGUGGGGCAUCGCAAAGAUUGUGGCUGGCUGGGUGCCCGAGGCCAAAAUGGCUGACUAUGUUUUGGAUGAGUGUGCUGUGGAGCGUGGCAACAGCAAGGACAAGGCUCCAGCCUAUGUAACAGGAGCUGUCCUGUGUGGAAGUGUUUGCCGGAAGAUCUACGCUGGUGGGAGGUUUUCGAAAGCGAGGCAAGCCUUCGAAUUGUCCAAGGAUGCUGUUUUUGGUGAUCUGACUUCAGACCUGGGAUUUGUGAAUGCACUGGAGCUCACAUUGAGGAGUGGUGGCAGAGACUUGACGGCCUCUGGAUCCUAUCCCUAUGAAUUUGGUCAUCGAGUGGCGCGGCUUCACACCACUUUCAUGGAAUCGAAGCCUGGGUAUGGUGUUACCAGUGACCUGGAUGCCCUUUUCAAAUCUGGCUAUCAGGACCCUGGCCUGGCAUGGCAGUUUGCGGAUCUGGUUUCUCUCAAGGAGAUGCUGGUUGCAGCAGCCCAGGCAGGAAAGUAUGAACCUGACCCUUUGCUACCUUUCGACUUAUGGAUCAGCUUGCCCAUGAAGUUCCAGACCAAUGCAUUGGUAGGAAAGAUUGUGAAUUGGUCCCUAUGCACGAUCGUGCCUCCGGCUUCGAAGGCUCCUGCGCUGAAGGGUGAGCAUACCCCAGGGCAAACCCCCAUCAAGAGCCCUGAGAUGAAGAAGGUGAAGAUUUCGGAUCCUACUCCACCAGAGCAUGUCCCUGAGGCCUCUGGUAUGGAUUCUUUGCCUACUCAAGAUUUUACAGCCAUGACCCCAUUGGCUACACCCAGAAACCUUUCGCCUGACUUUGAUGAUGCUGCCACACAUGGCAAAGGUCCAGAGGCAAGUGAUGCGAUUGAAGAGUCUGUGGUUUGGUUGAAGUCCAUGGUGAAGUCACAACACACUAUAACGGACUUUCCGGAUUUGGUGAAGGAGUUGCUGGUUGACUUUGAGAACUUCAGCAGCACCACAUCUCACCUAGACAAGUACCGGGAACACCGUGCAAAGUUGAUGGCUACUGCCAGGGCAACUGUGGAGCAUCGGAUGAAGGAAGCCUCGGGCUUGGGAGAUGAGAUGUUCAAGAAACGGAAGGUGGCCCUUGAAACAUGGCUGUGUGGGAAGGAGGCAGAAGUCAAAGAGCGGGAAGAUGAUCUCGAGCUGCAUCAAUCAAGUCUCCGAUGCAUCUUUGAUAACAAGAUCCAGGAAGUGAUUCUCUUGACAUUCAGAGACUGGCAAGAAGGAAAAGCAAAACCAAUGGCCAUCGAAUUCAACAAUGAUGACUUCCUCAAAGAGCUGGAUGCCGAGCUUGAAGCUGGCUUGAACUUGAACUCUGAGCAACACCAGGAUCCAAAAGCAGGAGGUGAGAAGCCUAAGGUCCCCUUGGAGAAAGUAGAACCUGCUGACAAGAGAUUGGUUGAGCAAGGCACCAUGGGGGAGAAGCCCAAGAGUCCCACCUUGACCGAGAAACCUGAUCAGAAACCUGAGGAGACACUGCCUGAGCAAACCACUUCGCCCAAAAAACCUGUAGGGGAGGAGGGAAGCAAAACAGGUGGUGGCAACACUGUGGAAUCCCACCAGCGCCGUGUCAUCAUCCCCAAAGGUUCUGAUGUCAAACAAGUCCACACGAAGGUGAACAUAUUUGACCGAGAAGUGUGCAGGGCCAUCAAAUGGUCUCCAGAGAGUGGAGGGAAUGCUGGUGGUAGCCCUACACAACCAGCUGUGCCUGCCACUGCUGCUGCCACUGAUGAAAAUGCCGCACCUGCCACUCCCUCAGCUGCACCUACCAUACCUGCUCCAGGUUUACGCCGGGCAAAUGCUAUGACCCGAGAGUUCAGGCGCUUGGACACUUCGGACCUAGAGAAUGAGGACCUGGAGAAGCUCAAGGUGAUUGUGGAUGGGGUGGUGAUGUAUAAGAAACCAAAGGGGGGGCUUGAGACAUGGGAUGAGCGAGAAAAGCGAUUGGGCCACAACUCCUACAUGAAAUUUUCCCGCAGCUUCGAUGGGGGUGAUUGGACCAAGAGCAGCAUCUACUUUAACAGCUUGGAGAAGAGUAAGUUCAACCGAAGGGGCAAGUAUGUGUACAUGACAUACAAGGAUGUUGAGGAAAAGUAUGGCUCGGCCGUUGCCAAAAACAUCAAGAAGAACAAGCUUGAGUUGGAGCAGAAGAGAGCUGAGCAUGAAGAAGCAUGGUACUGCAAGCAUCCUGAGGUUGAUGAUGAGGCCUGGGACCUGCUGAAGAUGUGGGAUUCCUUGGAGCUAGAGGAGAGCUAUGAGAAUGAGCAGGAAUGGGGGUUGAGACACCAAGGCCAUGUCACAGAGGAACACUCCAAGGCCUUGCUGCAAGCGGCCCACUCUGCACCGUCCCAUGGCUCCUUCUUGAAGGGUGUGAAGGGCAAUGCUGGAGCUCCAGAUGCAACAGCUCCUAAGGCCAAGCCGAAGCCAGGACGGGGAACUCGUGCUAACAAGGCUGCCCAGGGAUCUGAUGCCAGUAAUGGCACUGGUGAUGACAAAAAAACCAAACCCAACUACAAUCGAAAGCUUGGUGGUAAGAUCUCUCAGUUAUCGACCAAAGCCACGGAGAUCCGUUGCUUACAGACCCAAGUUCAAUCUACUGCGGCUUUGUCUGAUGGGAUGAAGAGUGCCUAUGUGGCGGAUUUUGGUGGCUUCUUGAAAGACCUUGAUGACCUAAGGGAACGCAUGGAAUCUUGGUAUGCCUUGCGCCUUGAGGAUGAGCAAGUGACGGGUGACCACAUGACUCAGUAUGAACAGGUCAUGGGCGAAUGCGAUUCUCUCAUUGCCAAAAUCACGGCUUCGAUGCGGGUUGUCAAGAAUGCAAUUGCUCCUCCGAAGGCGAAGGCGAAGUCUGCUGCUGCCCCUAGACCUGCUCCUGAAGCUGGGGAGGAUGCCUUUUGUUCCACCCGAUGGGUUGGUGCCGCUCGUGUUGUGGUGGGAUGGCUCGCUGAUGUGAUGGUGAGGGUUCUGCAACAAGACCAGAGCUUAAACUCCUACUAUUCCUUGGCAAAGCAAGCCGUGGAUCUUGGAAUGCAGAUUGGAACAGAUUUGCGAUCCGAGUGGCAUCGCGAGCUCAUGUCAAUACUUUGGAGUUGGGGCUACUCCAUG
Messenger RNA from Cladocopium goreaui, 4551 nucleotides. The record is from the annotation of a GenBank genome assembly. Lineage: Eukaryota; Dinophyceae; Suessiales; Symbiodiniaceae.